GUGCUAGGUGCCUUUGUGAAAUUAGGCCACAGAAAGAAGCAAUGGAUUAGACACGUGAAUUAUAGUUCAAAUCCAUUGGGUCGAUAUUUGAGUAGAGUGGGCCGCGCGGCAUAAUCGAUUUCAGACAUGAAUAUACUUGGCAAAAUCCUGAUAAUCGUGUCCUGCUCCUUAGGAAUCAUAUGCUGUGGAACAGCCUUGGGAAUGUAUAAAAAAGACAAGCAAAAAACGACUCCGACUGCAGAAAAAGCCGUCAUUGGUUGCCUGAUUACAGCGACUAUCCUCUUCUCCGUGAACCUCUUGUCCGUUCUCUUCAGCUUGUGUUCCCUUUGUACCGAUCGUUUAGUUGGAUUGUGCACUUCCCUGAUGUCAGGAGCUGCUUCGGUUAUGCUCGCCAUCGCUUAUGUGGCCUUCAAUAAACCACGAAUUGACAGCAGUGAAUUCUUUCCGGUGACGAGUGAAUGGCUGUUCGGUGGAAUCGCAUCAGGAAUUGGCCUGUUUAUUCUUUGCCUAACCCUGUCGGCCAGUUAAUUCAACAUGAUGAUCCCAAAGGGAAAACUAUCCAUCAUCGCAUACUUUUGAGUUACAUAUUACCGGACCACCAUUUUCUUCCCAUAUCCUACUUUAUUGGCUGCUGGUAACUAUUUUGUUGAUGCAUUUAUUUCCCUCAAGCUUAGACUGUUCCGUUAAUGAUUUUUCAAGUAAAUGCGGCUUGACACUUUUUAUUAAGAAUCGUUUUUGCACUUAGUUAUAACAAGUCCUGUUCGGUAAAACAAAUUAAGCGAUUGAUCCAGAUGAACAACACGUAAAGCCAAUCACAUGAAAGGAUAGCAUUACGGUUUCCCACCAAGCACCAAGAGUUAUGCGUAUCGAUUAUUCAUACCUUGAUGACUUCAUCUUUUGGAAGACGACAACCACCAAAUGUGUUAUUAUCAACCCGAUACUGAAUACUGCUUGGAAGCAACAAGAGGAGAUAUCUCUGUGUACCUGCAUCGAAUUCAAAUCAAAUCAAAGUAGGCUUCAUGCACCCAGGUAGGUGCUUUUUCAGCAUGUUGCACUGUCACCGCGGAUGGUGAUGUAUAUGAAUUUACCGUUACAUAAAAA
Dicrocoelium dendriticum is the source of this 1101-nucleotide messenger RNA. Lineage: Eukaryota; Metazoa; Platyhelminthes; Trematoda; Plagiorchiida; Dicrocoeliidae. The record is from the annotation of a GenBank genome assembly.